Tetrahymena thermophila SB210 is the source of this 1128-nucleotide messenger RNA. RefSeq names its product thioredoxin. NCBI's taxonomy places the organism in Eukaryota, Ciliophora, Oligohymenophorea, Hymenostomatida, Tetrahymenidae. Gene Ontology annotation, cellular component: cytoplasm. The record is from RefSeq and is a predicted model, not a curated record. Gene Ontology annotation, molecular function: oxidoreductase activity; protein binding. The transcript has 7 exons.
AUGAGAAAAGGUUUAUAGUUGUUAGGAUCAGCUUUUAAGAAUAAUUCUAUUUUUAGAAGAAACAAUAAGCUUAUUUCAGGACUUUCAAAUAUAUCUAUUAAUCAAUUGCCUAAAUUCUAAUUUAGCCAAGGAGAUGGCAAAUACUCUGAAGAAACUAUGGCUAAAUUGAAGCAAUAAGCUUAACAAUUUUACGAAACUGAAGUUAAAAGUAAAGAUACUCCAAUUUACGAUUUGCAAAAACAAGAUGAAUGGCAAAAUGUUGUUUUGGAUUCACCUAUUCCAGUUGUUUUAGAUUGCUAUGCAGAUUGGUGCUAACCUUGCUAAAAAUUAACUCCUAUCCUUGAGUAACAAGCAGCAAAAUCCUAAGGAAAAUGGAAAUUAGUUAAGCUAAAUAUCGAUAAAUUCCCCCAAUUAGCAACUGCUUUACAAAUUUAAUCAAUUCCAACUGUUUAUUUGAUUUCAAAUAAAAAUGCUAUUGAUGGAUUUGUUGGCGGUAUAGAUGAGGCAGAAUUAAAUGCCUUCUUUGAAACUGUUAAAUAAGUAGCUGGACUUACACCCUAAGAAGAUGACGUAAAAGAUAAGUUAGCUUUGGCUUCUACUUUCAUAGAAAAUGACACCAAAUUAAAUGAGGCUAAGGCUAUUAUUCAAUCUCUCCUUGACAAUGAAAUUUAUAAAAAUAAAUACGGUGGUAGACUUAUUAGCUAGUUAAGUGUAAUCGCUGCAAAAGAAGGAAACAAGCAAGAUGCUUUGAAAUAUUUAAAUGAAAUUCGUACCAAAUAUUCUGAAGAAGCCAAGGAUGAAGAAAUUUAGUUGUUAAUGAAGAAAGCUGAAGAUAUUUUAGAAGCUUUAAAAAAGAAAUUAUCAGAUGACCCAGAAAUAGAUAGAUUGAAAGAAUUAAUUGAAAAAAAUCCUAAAAACCCUCAACUUAUUUUCAACUUAGCUGAGUAUUAAGUUAAGAAAAAUCUUCACGAAGACGCUAUUGAAAAUCUAUUCUUGAUCAUUUAAAUUGAUAGAAAUUGGGAAAAUAAAAAGGCCAAUAAGUUGCUAAUAGAUAUAUUUUCUUAACUCGGAGCUGCCCACACUUUAACAAUCUAAGGAAGAAAGAAACUUCAAAAGCUUCUUUACUGA